Leptosia nina is the source of this 246-nucleotide messenger RNA. Lineage: Eukaryota; Metazoa; Arthropoda; Insecta; Lepidoptera; Pieridae. The record is from the annotation of a GenBank genome assembly.
AUGCAAGGAUUAAGUAUUCAGAGUCUUAAGAAGCACAAAGCUUUGAUUCCGCUGUUCGUCUGUGUGGGAUUGGGAUGCGGAGCCUCUUUUUUCUACACGCUUCGGCUCGCCCUGCGCAACCCUGACGUGUCAUGGAAUAAGCGCUCCAACCCUGAACCCUGGGAAGAGUACAGGAACAAGCAGUACAAAUUCUACUCCCCUAACAUAGACUACACCAAGGAGGAGUCCCCUGCACCCAAGUAUUAA